Messenger RNA from Cladophialophora psammophila CBS 110553, 1707 nucleotides. RefSeq lists its product as uncharacterized. Bases 1 to 1707 code for a protein of 568 amino acids. The record is from RefSeq and is a predicted model, not a curated record. NCBI's taxonomy places the organism in Eukaryota, Fungi, Ascomycota, Eurotiomycetes, Chaetothyriales, Herpotrichiellaceae. The transcript is spliced from 3 exons. Gene Ontology annotation, molecular function: NADP binding; N,N-dimethylaniline monooxygenase activity; flavin adenine dinucleotide binding.
AUGACGGACACAAACCCAUCCAUGGGCGCUAUCGUCCAUUGCGACGUCCUCGUCGUUGGGGCGGGCUUCAGUGGCAUGUCUAUGCUAUAUCGUCUCCGCAAGGCUGGAUUCGCCGCAAAGGUCUUUGAAUCUGGAGGCGACUUCGGCGGCGUCUGGUACUGGAACCGUUAUCCUGGAGCCCGUGUGGAUUCCGAAUGGCCCUACUACCAAUUGAAUAUCCCUGAAGCAUACCGAGACUGGGAGUUCACCGAAAAGUUCCCAGGUCACAAGGAGAUCCGCGCGUACUGCGCGCAUGUCGACAAGGUCCUGAACCUGCGUAAGGACGUCCAGUUCAACGCGCAUGUGGUCGACGCCCGAUGGAGCAAGACCGACGAGACGUGGACCGUCAAGACCGAACAGGGACACAUUGCGCAGAGCAAAUAUUUAAUUCUGUGCACUGGACUGCUGCACCGUAGGCAUAUCCCGGAUUUCCCCGGCUUGACGACAUACAAAGGAAUCCUCCACCACACGGGCUUCUGGCCGGAAGACAUGAGUGUGAAAGGAAAGAAGGUAGCAGUCAUCGGAGCCGGCGCCACUGCCGUUCAAGUCGUGCAAGAAUUGGCCAAGACAGCCGACCAACUCACCGUCUUCAUGCGGCGGCCGAGCCUAUGCUUGCCUAUGGGUCAACGGCCACUCAGCCCUGAAGAACAAAAGAGCUGGAAGACCUAUUUUCAGGCGCUCUUCCGCGAAGGCCGUCAGUCAAUGGCCGGGUUUCCUGGCACAAGCGAGCCAUGCGGCGUGUUUGACGUAUCCGACGAAGAGCGUGAGCGGCAUUUCGAAGACAUCUGGGCUAGAGGGGGCUUCAACUACCUCAUGGUGAACUACAACGAUGUUGUCCUGAGUAAAGAAGCGAAUCAGAAAGUAUAUAAUUUCUGGGCCAAGAAGAUGAGGCAGAGGAUCAAGGACCCGAAGAAACAAGAGUUGAUGGUGCCAGUCGAGGCGCCUUAUUAUUUCGGCACGAAGAGAUGUCCUUUGGAGCAGGACUACUAUGAGAUGCUUGAUCGCCCGAAUGUCGACAUCAUUAACAUGAACCAGAACCCGCUUAGGACUUUCAACGCAACCGGCAUGUUGAUGGAGGACGGCACCCAGCUGGAUUUCGACGUGGUGGUUCUCGCGACCGGUUUUGACUCGUUUUCCGGAUCGUUAACGCAAAUGGGAUUGAAAAACAAGGACGGCGUUGAUAUCAAGGAUGUGUGGAAAGACGGUAUCCGGACGUACCUUGGGAUGACGUUCAACGGCUUCCCCAACGCUUUCAUGGUCUACACGCCUCAUGCGCCAACGGCACUGUCCAACGGACCUACCAUUAUCGAAGCACAAAGCGACUUCAUCCUGGCCGCCAUCGAGAAGCUGGAGAAGGAAGGCGCCAAGACGAUCGAGCCAAACCGCGACGCCGAGGAUGAAUGGGACUCCAUGAUCGACGCCAUGAACAAGCACACGCUCUUCCCCCUAACAAACAGCUGGUGGAACGCGUCAAACAUCCCCGGCAAGAAGGUUCAGAUCCUGACACACCCCGGCGGCAUCCAGAUGUACGAGACGCAGUGUCGCGACACGCUGGGCGAGUGGAAGGGAUUCACGGUUGUGUACAAGGAGGGGGAGAAUGGUGUCGUCAAGGAGAAUGGCCUGCAUGCUAGUACAGAGAAGAGCGUGGAAAUUCCUGUCCCAGUCUAA